AUGGCCGUGACCGCGUGGACGGCCCAGCAGCUCACGGGCCUCGGCGUCGACAGCGUCUUCGCGCCGUACGUCCUCGGCAUGCUGCGCCUCGAUGGCGCCGACGCCGACGAGGAAGACGAGAAGCGCGCCGAGGUGCUCGAGCUCCUCAUGGGCUGGCUCGACGACUCGCAGCAGGGCGCCGCCGAGACCUUUGUCGACGAGCUCCUUCUGUACGUCAAGGACCCGCACCAGCUGGCGCUACUUGACGCCGAAGACGCCUCGACCGCGUCGCCGCAGUUGAAUGCAACGGCGUCGGCCUACGUGCCGUGGGGCGCGGAGCCCACAUUGUCGCUCGAGCCCGAGUUCGAGGACGUGGUGGCGCCGGACGACGGCGGGGCCGAGGUCGACAUGGACGACGAAGACGCGUUCUACUGGUCGAUCGCGUACGAGCUCGUCGAGCAACUCCUCUCGGUGUUUCCAGCCAUGGACCCCGAGCGGCUCCUCGAUCUGCUCAAGGAGGUCGAGCUCGACGUGCACCGCGCGCAGGGCGUCAUGCAAGCCAUUGUGGACUCGGAGGCGCAAAAGCAAAAUGCCCAAGUGUGUCGCCACUACCUGCAAGGCGAGUGCCGCCGCGCCGACUGCUGGUUUCUGCACGACACGCACCUGAUUACGUGCCGCUACUGGAUUCGCGGCGGCUGCCUCCAAGGCGACGAGUGUGCGUUUGCGCACUCGUUUGAGAUGGCGAUCGUCGAGUACGGUGCGCGCCAGGAGCAGCCGCAAGAGAGCGACGAGGAAGACGACUGGAUCGACACGCGCGACAACUUGGAGCCGACCAACUUUCCGUCUCUGACGAGCACCAAGACGCCGUCCGCGUCCGCCGAUGGGCUGUCGCUGGACUUUGCGCGCGCCCUCUCGAUGAAGCCGGACGCCGCGUUCCCAUCGGCAUCGUCGUCGACCUCGAGCAGCCGCCACACGCCGCUGUUCACCCGGUCGCUCUCGCAGCCCGUGGCGGCGCGCUGGGUCGACACGGGGUACCAAGUGUCGGCGCAGUACAAGCAGGCGCGGGAGCGUGCGCGGGACUUGGCGCUGGCGCGCAACCAGUGCUUUAUGAAUGCGACGCACGCCUACCGCCAGGGCAACAAGAGCCUUGCCAAGGACCUCUCGCGCCAAGGGCAGAUGUACAAUGCGCAGAUGAAAGACGCGCACUACGAAGCUGCGAGCCUUAUCUUUGAGGCGCGCAACCCGAGCUACGAGCGCGACGGGCUCCUCGACCUGCACGGGCUGCACGUGGCCGAGGCGCUCGAGCUCCUCGCGCAACUGCUGCCGGCGGUGACGGCCGAGACGAUCUGCAUCGUGACGGGGUCGGGCCACCACUCGCACCACGUGCGUCUCAAGCCGGCCGUCGAGCGAUUUCUCGCUGCCGAAGGCUACAACUUUGCGCAGGUGCCGGACCGGAAAGGCUACGUCGGGAUGCUUCAGGUGUCGUUAGCAUGGUAA
This is a messenger RNA of Saprolegnia parasitica CBS 223.65, 1476 nucleotides long. RefSeq lists its product as hypothetical. Lineage: Eukaryota; Oomycota; Saprolegniomycetes; Saprolegniales; Saprolegniaceae. Gene Ontology annotation, molecular function: metal ion binding. The record is from RefSeq and is a predicted model, not a curated record. The transcript is spliced from 7 exons. The coding region runs from base 1 to 1476 and encodes 491 amino acids.